Molecule: messenger RNA, 8712 nt
Organism: Porites evermanni
Lineage: Eukaryota; Metazoa; Cnidaria; Anthozoa; Scleractinia; Poritidae
Source: the annotation of a GenBank genome assembly
ACAGUACGUGGAUGUGAAAAUCUCCUCCCAAAAGGAUCUCUCGAUCAUACUACCCCGGAGGCUUACGACUGUCUUGUCGUCCUAAUUGUCAUCAGCAUCACUGCCUCUCCGAUCACAACUGCUUUGAACGCACUGAUAAUAAUCGCUGUUAAAGGUAAUCACCGAUUGAAAAACAAGUCUAAUAUUGCACUCGCUUGCUUGUCGACUACUGAUCUCGUAAUGGGACUGAUAGGUCAACCUGCUUUUGUCUCUUGGAUGAUCGCACAUUUGCAACGCAACAAUACCAGUGCGUUUUCGUACUGUAUAAGAGCAUUUUCAUCAACAAUCACUUUGAGAGUAUUAGGAAAUGCAUCACUGUCCCACCUGGCCAUGAUCAAUGUAGAAAGGUACAUUGCCAUCAAACAUUCCCUGCGGUACGAAACCAUCGUCACUGAAAAUCGCCUUGUGGGUUUGUCUGCACUUUUCUGGAUGAUAGCAAUACCAUUAACAGUGCCUUCCACUUUUGCUUCUGAUAAAAACAUUUUCUCUGUAAUUAACGUUAUUACUAUAUCUUUAUGCCUAACCAUAAUUUUCUCUUGCCAAUUCGUGCUUUACUACGAGAUAGGUCGGCAUCAAAAACAAAUUGCUUCCCACCAAGUCUCUUUAGAAGCCAGAGAGAAAUUCUUGAAGGGGAAAAAAGCUUUUAAAAUGACCGCAACGGUAUUUUUCUUCUUAAUUUUGUCUUAUUUACCCUUAAUAUUAGUCAAUCUAUUAAGACUGACUCCUGUAAGAUUUUCAGUUAAUAUUAAUUACAUCACUCUCCAUACUAGCCUCACUGCGGUAGUUUUAAACUCGAUGAUCAACCCAAUUAUUUACUGCGUAAGAAUCAGACAGUUUCGCGUUGCAUUUAUUAAGGAUUUGUUCAAAAAAAGCAGUGCUGAGGCUGAAAACCUCGAAAAAAGAAUCUUUGCAAGAUUAAAUCAUCCGCAUCAAGACGUGUCCUUGGACUGAAAACAGUGUACAAACUCACCAAGGGAGGUUGAAUUAAACUUUUUGUCUUCUACUAAGUCAAGCGAAGCUCACACUGGCAAAGAUACAAAGAAAUGAUAAAUUUGAGGCAUUCAGUGUAAUUAUAUUUCAAUUCUAUAAAAAGAGUUGAACGAUAGUUAAGAUAUAAAGAAUUCCAAGCUCUGACAGCGAUCUUCAAAGUGCCUUAGUUUAUUGGUACUUAAUUUUCGUUUUUCGCGUUUGCAGAAAAAUCACGAAAUCAGACUCACUAAUAAAAUUCCCACAAAAUUUAAUACCCAUAUAGAAAAUGAUUAGUAUUUUUAUGUUAUUAAAAUAGCAUUAACAUAUACUGAACAGGAUACAUCUAUCGAAAAAUACUGACAGAUCAUUAACUGGUUUUAUUAACUGGUUUUAUUCCAUUCUGUCUGUAUCUUUCGCUUUUUCUAGUUUUUCUCACGAUUUUUUUCGAUAUUUUAAAAACUUCAGUCAUUUGAACUGGAUUAAAAUCAAGUUGACGAUGCUUGGAUCGCAAAAUUUAAUGCCCUUUUCCAUAUAUGCCUGUAACAAACGCGAAAAUAAAACCCCGCAAAAUAGUCGUGAAAUUUUAAAGUACCCCGAAAUUAAUUAAGUACCAAUACGUUGCAUCAAACCAUCAGUGUAAUAUCUAUGUCGUGGGAAAUCGUUUGAAAUUAUACUUUUGGAUCAGAAGAUGUAUACAAAUGAAAACGGUUCACUAUUAAAGUUCUGCCAUUAUAAUCCACUUAGAGGCGAGGCAUCUUGUUUUAUUUUAUUUAUGUACUGAGUUUUAACUUUCUUAACUAUAUGCAUCGCCAUCCAUACAAAUAAACAAGCUACUUCUUUUUGUCCAUUAAGCCUUGUCGAAAGCCUUGUGGGUGCUUCAUUUGAAGAAUACAUGUUUGCCGCGUCAUAGUAAUUGCAUUUGGCAGUUGAAAUUUUCAUUGUGUAUCAGCUCAAUAAUUAUGAUAACAAUAAUAAUAAUAAUAAUAAUAAUAAUAAUAAUAAUAAUAAUUAUUAUUAUUAUUAUUAUUAUUAUUAUUAUAGUCGAAAAUCCGCUAACGGCCUUCUCUCUACAGGGGCCACUUAUUUUGGUGGACAGUCCAUGCAUUGAAUCUUGUUUCAACCUCUCUAUAACGCCGCCCUCCUAUCUACAGCGCGUGCCACUUUCUUCUGUUCGUUAUUGUUAUUAUCAUUAUUAAAAAUAUGAAAAGAAGCGAAAAUACAACUCUCGCGUCACAGAAAUAGAGCAAAGCACAUUCACCCCACUAGUGUUCACAACAACGGGAGGGAUGGCUGACGAAUACCUGAGAUACCACUUUAGAUUAGCCGAGCUAUUAUCUACAAAAACGCAAGAGAGCUACGCCACAACAAUUUCAUGGGUCAGGGCGAAAGUGUCCUUUGCAAUUUUGCAGAGCGCGCUCCUAUGCCUAAGGGGAUCGAGAACCCCGAGAAGAAGGAACUUAGAUGUUAAGGACAGGGAUCUAGAAAUAGAGAAGGGUCAAGGUCCCUAGACUCAACAGCUAUAGAUACUUUAUUAUUGGGAUGUACAUAGAAAGUUUCAUUUUUUAGUUUAUAGACAGUUGUUUACAUUUGCUCUGAUGAAAACCACCGGACCACUAAGAAGUCUUUUUUUAACUAUAGUUAUACUAAAUUUGUAUUUAAAUUUCAAUUUGAGAAGAGUUUAAUAAAGUAUGUUUUUUUGAUUAAAUUAUUGUUAUUAUUAUCAUUAUUAUUAAUAAAAUAAGAUUCCAGUCAACUCUAACGCCUUUUUUUGAGCAAAACAUUUUUGUGUCCAUGGCAUUUUUUUUAUAGAGUAUUGUCCAUGUCAUGUAGAAAAGCAACAAUUAUAAAAGAAAUUAUCGCACUUGUUUUUUCGAUGUUUGAUGAUGAAUGGAAAUGGCACCGUUUUCAGCUAAGACAAAUGUAUUAGCAGCAUUUAAGCGGCUUCAGUUUUAAUUGAAAAUUCGCGAAACUUCCUCUAUAGCUACUUCUACACAAAUACCUCACCACAAAAAUGCCACUGAAAAACGGCAUAAGCAAACAACACAGUAAACAAGCUAAGACAUGGGAAGUUGAGCGAAAUUAUAAAAUGUUUGCUAAUCCGGUUUCAUAAAUCCAGGUGGACAUAAAAGAUCAUAACUGCUACGCUUAAUAAAACAUCUGCUACAGUAACAAAUUCAACGAAAUCUCUAUUUAAGGUUCAAAGUGUGAUAUUCUGAUUGGUUUGUCGAUUUUUUUUCCAGACACUUUCAGUUUAAUUAAAAAUAUAACCGCCGUAAUAAACUGUCCCACUCGAUAAAACUGCAGUCACACUAUAACUCAAACAGAAUUAAAGCUACAAAUUCAACGAAAGCUAUAUGUAAGCCUCACUUUUAUGAUACGUUGGUUGGUUUUUUGGCGUUUGGAUUAACAAAGCUUUCAGUUUAAUUAAAUGUAUAUAUCUAUUUAUUGAAAAACUGAAUAAUUGGAUAAUGCAAUUCCAGAGCCAUGAUUGGCUUAGCCAUCGUGGCAUUAUGAUAUGAGACAUUCCACCAUGCUCUCCAAAUAUGGUAACUGUACACGUCAGCUCAAAAUUAAAACAGGCUGGAAAUCGGUUGUUUUUACAAAUAAAGUCGGGAAGAAUUCUCCAUAUUUUGUGGGUGUUUCUAAUAAAACAAUUAUUCCACUCGCGCUUGUUGGAUAUGAGAUGAUUAUAGUCAACUCAGAGCUAUGCGCCUCGUUGGCUAUCUACCAUCUCAUAUCCAACGCCACAAAGCGCACUCGUGGAAUAAUUGUUAAAUAUUCACUGUAUUUCACUUUUUACAUCGAUUUGUGAUUUUUACCUUAAGAUACCCCUAAGACCAUUUUUUCUGUUGAAACAAGGAAAAUCCUCCCAUUGCCGAACGAAUACUUCUUUGAAACGUUUAUAGCAGGUGCAAUCAUUUAGAGUGCAUAAAAUCGAGUCCAAGAUCCGUGUUUGGUGACAAAUGAAAAUGGCACUGUUGUCAACUAAAACAAAUGUAUCAGCUAAAUUUAAACGGCUUCAGUUUUUACGAGGCUUGUUUAACUAAGAACACCAAGCCGGCGAGCAAGCUCUUCACUUGAAGGAGUGGCGAGAAGUCAUGCGAGAGCAGCGCGAAAGACUCGCUCCUAGCGCGUUCUCUUGCAGCUUCCUUCGCUUGCCGUAAGUGCCGUAAGUGGAGAGCUUGUUAGAUUGCCAAAGAACACCAAUAAUUAAAACAAAGAAAAACGAUAUCUUUCAUAUCUCUCAAGUUCAUAAAAGCAGUGUUUCUUGUAAAAACAAAAUCUUCGUGUAUCGCUCGUAUUACUUCUCUGUACCUUGUCGAAUUCCUAAAAUAACAAUUUGAACUGUGAGUUUUCGUUUUCGGAGUAAAAACGACUCGAAGUAAUCGUCUGAAAUUCAGGCUACCUUAGAAUCAUUCAUCGAAUAUUCAUACAUUUGACACGUGCAAUGCAGAGAAAAAUUCACUGACUGUUUUCAAACGAAACGUUUGAAAGUAAACGGUUGAUAGAUGGUCGUACCAUCGCCACAAACACAUCUUCACCAAGGCAAGGCAAAGAAAAGGCAUGAAUUCAACUGCAGCCCCAGAUACAAAAAGGAUAGCUCCAGCCUACAGUGCAGAGAUAUUUUGGGUGGACGAAACUUGUUCAUGUUCGUCUUGCUGUAGCCGCCAUCUUUGAUUUUAUGACAGAAGAAGAUUGGGGAGAGUAACCUUUGCUCUUGAAUGUGUUCCACCAAUACCAAUUCCCAACGGAAUUCUUGAUGAAAGUAGUCCCGGAGCUUAUUGGUGGCUAAGCAGCUUAUCUUCAUUGCCGUCAUCAUUAGCGUCCCACGCAGACUUUCUUAGAGGUUCGUCACGCGUUCCUGGCCCACUUAGUGAGGCAGGAACGCGUGACGAACCCCUAAGAACGUCUCCGUGAGAGGCUACGUCAUCAUCAGCGUUACUUGUCCACUGACUCCUGUUAUGAAUGCACUUACCAUCACAGUGGCGUAACGUCCAUAUACUCACAUACGCCCGUGCGUACAUGUGCAGUUAAAAUAUUGAAAAAAUGACACCAUUAUGACGUCAUCAUAACGAGGCAUUUACUUAGACAAGGGGCCUCACGCUCAGGCGGCAGGUAUAUGGAGCGUAUCUAGUUUCUAACCAAUCAGAAUCUAAGGCGUUCCAGGUGUCAUUAUAGUUCUUAACCGUACUUUACCAUGUGCUCGCCCCUUUAGACUGCUCACUAUCACACAGUGCACAUCACUUGGCUUGAAUUGAAUUCUCGCAAUUUUUUACCACCUACCCUGCCGCCUGUCUGUGCUCUAAUUAUUUACUUUGUGUAACUGUAUCGACCUAUUUGGUGGCGGAUUUUUCCCCACCUUUGCUGAAGAGAUAUUUGUGUAUUGUCAUUAGCAGAUCAUGAGAAUAAAGUUCGUCAUCUUUAGUGGCCACAAAUUGACUCCAACCAAAUUUGAGUCAGUCUUUGAUUACGCAACUUUUCAGAAAACGAGUGCGCCGCCACGUACAGCUCUCGGUCGCGCUCAGGAAAAUUAUCUCAUGUCAAAUGACUUGGUAUAAUAAAAAUAUAUUUUUAUUUCCUGAAAAAGCAUUUUUUAUCAUUAAAUCGGAAUGAAUGAUACAUUUUUCGCCACUACCGAAUCCUUGUGUUAGUAUGUCCUUUAUUCUUUUAUUAUCCCAUAAUUUUGAUGACGUCACUGGCCUUUUUUUCCCGGAAACACUGUACUUUACAGACAACACUAGAAAUAGGAAAAAUACACAAUUAAUUGCAUUUUCCUUAGUAUAAAUUUACUGAAAAUAUCCUGCAGUAAACGCUGGAGGUGGUAUUUCCGAGACCCUAAAUUUAAAAAUUUCUCGAGUAGCAUGCCCCCAGAUCUCCCUACGGUGGGCCGCCUUCGGCACUACAACUUUUCUUCCGCGCGUGCGUACACCUACAAAAUCUCACUCUACGCCCCUGCAUCAUGAUUAUUAGAGGUUGUAAUUGAUUUAUUUUCUUCUAAGAUUGAAGCGAAUCUGACACAGGCAAACAUACAAAGAAGGGAUAAAUGUGUGGCGAUCAGUGUAAUUAAUUUCAGCUUUACAAAUUGAGUAUGCGCAUUAUAGCAAUCUUCAAAAUCAUUGUGUAAUACUAGUAAAUGUAAAUAAAAACAGGUCACUAGAGCGGUUUUCACUUGACUGUCGAAAGGGAUUGGUUUUGGUUUUGGUUUUGGUUUUACUACGCCCUUUGGUUGGCUAGUGUAUUUACUUUGGUUUUGGUUUUACGACAGUCAAGUGAAAACCGCUCUAUUGAAGUUAUCUUAUAUGCUUUAUUUGAUAAAAAAGGGGAUAAAAUAAUAAUAAUAAUAAUAAUAAUAAUAAUAAUAUUAUUAAUAAUAAUAAUAAUAAUAAUAAUAAUAAUAAUAAUAAGGAGUUCUGUUAGUCUGACGUUUUUGCGGUCGUCGCUUCUCUCCACCCGAUAAGCGACGACCGGUAAUGCGUCUGUGUCCGCAGGCUAGAGUUAUGCAGACUCUCCAUUAGUUGCACCGUACGGCAAUUGUUAUUCACAUUUGGGACAAAAUCCUUGCGAAAAUGGAUCAAUCCGUUGCACGAAUGAAAAAGUAACUACAGCUGGAUAUCAAGUCAUCUAGUGCGAAAUUGGCUCCACAAAGACAGUUUAGCUCAGUUUUUACUCUCUUUACUGUUUAAGAAGGGUAACAGAAGCGAUGUCUUUCAACUCAGAACAGCUGUAGAAAGUUGUUGACGCGAGCAAAUUGUAUCCCCUCAAUUAUUUAUUUUCAAAUACCCUGGUGAUCCUCAGUAGAAAGAGUAGGAAAGUCAUAACAAAGCCUCACUUUUUGUUAAACAUGAAUUAAAGCUCAUGUAAUUAUCACCACCUUCCAUUCACCAUUCACUGAAAUUCAAAUUGGCACAGAUCAAAAAAGGGAGUGUUUACUUUUGGAACAUCUUUUAGAUGUAACACGCUUCACUCUGUCAACUGAGUGGGAGUUGAGCCCUCGUCUGACGAGAGAGGGAGUAUCUUGAAAGGUAAUUAGUUCAGUGUUACGGACAUGACACACUUUUACUCAGACCCACUUUAAGACUUUUAUCAAACAUUUUAACGCCAUGAGCCGCAAUCUGGCCUGUUACGCAUUUAAAUUUGUUUCUUUUGUUAAAACAGUGAAAAAAGAUGAUAAGAGUUAACUUUUCCCUGACUUUUGUAUGAAAUAUCCGCUAAUGCAUCGUUUGUGUUUCAAGUGAACCAUUAUUAAUUGUCCCCCAAAAAAUAAGAAUUUAAUAUUGUAAAGAGGACAAACCUGUAUCAUGAUUUACGAAAAUUUAUCAUCAUCAUCAUCAUUAUUAUUUUUGGAGUAUUUUUAAGAAAUAAAGAUGAAUUUUCUACAGUAGGAAAACUAAAAAUAAAAAGAUAUUUGCCCGAUUUUAAUGAUGAUGACUUUUAGCUUAAGACUGAUGAUGCUUUUAUAAACUACAGCCACUUUCAUGAUUUUCAAGAGGACCACCUUUUAUACUGUAUCCUUCAACUUUUAAAAAGGAAAAACUAAGCCUUUGAUUAACAUGAAUAAUCAUUUUCAUGUAUUUGACACCUGCAAUGCUACGACAAACUCACUGACUGUAAAAAAUAUAUAAAUUGAAAUUCAAAUCCAAACUUCACAAAACCCAUACCACACGAGCAGUCGGUCGAGCAAAAAGUACGAAAGUAACGUUGGCUGAUCAAUACUCGUGCCAUAGCUACAAACAUAUCUUCACCAAGGCAAGCCAAAGGGACAAUGUGAAUUCAAGUGCAGUCUCAGAGACGAAGAGGAUAGCUCUUGCAUGUGAUCCAGCGAUUCCGUAUGGCUUUCUUGAUGAAACUACCAUGUGGGCUUAUGGUUGGCUUAUCCUCAUUGCCGUCAUCAACAUCGUUGCUUGUCCACUCACAGCUGUUAUGAAUGCACUGGUCAUAAUCGCUGUUAAGACUAAACACCGAUUGAAAACCAAGUCAAACAUUGCACUCGCCUGCUUGUCGACUACUGAUUUGACAAUGGGGGUAAUAGGUCAACCAGCUUUUAUCGCUUGGGUGAUCGUACAACUGCAAGGAAACACCUCCAGUACGUACUGUAUCAAGACAGUAUUAUCAAGACUCGCCCUGAGGGUAUUAGGUAAUUUAACACUUUCUCACUUAGCCAUGGUCCACGUAGAGAGGUACAUCGCCAUCAAACAUUCCCUGCAGUACGAAACCAUCGUCACUGAGGAUCGCCUUGUAUGUUUGUCCGCACUUCUUUGGAUUAUACUGCGACCAUUAAUAGUACCUUUCUCUUUUCUUGGUGAUAAAAUAAUUUCCAUUAUAGUUGAUGUCAUUAUCAUAUCUUUAUUCACAGCUACAGUUUUCGUCUGUCAAGUCGUACUAUACUACGAAACGAGUCGGCAUAAAAAACAAAUAGCUAACCAGCAAGUCUCUUUGGAAGCCAGAGAGAAAUUCUUGAGGGAGAAUAAAGCCUUUAAACUGACAGCAACGGUACUUAUCUGUUUAAUAUUGUGCUAUUUACCUCUAAAUUCAGUUAAUUUAGGAUACACUGCUCUCUCUACCGGCCUCACAGCGGCUGUUUUUAACUCUAUGGUCAAUCCAUUUAUUUAUUGUGUAAGUAUCAGACAGUUUCGCGUUGCGUUUAUCCAGCUUGUCUUUAGAAAAAGCAACGCAGACGCUGAAAACAUGGAAAAACGAGCUUUU